CAUUUUGCUAAAGGAAAUUGUAACAGAGGGAUGAGUUGUCAUUUUUUGCACAAACAAGAAGAUACAAGUUCUCAAAGUAUUAACAAUGGGAGUGAUAUGCAAUACAACUAUAGAAAUAGGAAAAGUUUAUUGCAUAAGUCGAAAACUAACUCGAACUAUCAUCAAAAUAAGAGUGCUCCAUCAAAAAAUGAUUUAAAAGAUCAAAAAGAACAAAAUGCAAAAAUUGUUGAUGAAGAAAAGUAUAUAUGUGGUAUUUGCUUUAUAUCUUCUAAAGAAUUUGGAUUACUUAAACAAUGUGAUCAU
Messenger RNA from Funneliformis mosseae, 303 nucleotides. NCBI's taxonomy places the organism in Eukaryota, Fungi, Glomeromycota, Glomeromycetes, Glomerales, Glomeraceae. The record is from the annotation of a GenBank genome assembly.